Mangifera indica (mango) is the source of this 1263-nucleotide messenger RNA. Its product is annotated as succinate dehydrogenase [ubiquinone] iron-sulfur subunit 2, mitochondrial-like. Gene Ontology annotation, cellular component: mitochondrion. The transcript has 2 exons. The record is from RefSeq and is a predicted model, not a curated record. Gene Ontology annotation, biological process: aerobic respiration; respiratory electron transport chain; tricarboxylic acid cycle. Lineage: Eukaryota; Viridiplantae; Streptophyta; Magnoliopsida; Sapindales; Anacardiaceae. Bases 64 to 891 code for a protein of 275 amino acids. Gene Ontology annotation, molecular function: electron transfer activity; 2 iron, 2 sulfur cluster binding.
UUACUUACUCGUCCAAAUUCCAAUAAACGCACUGUCGAAGUAUUGGAGUUGCUGCCAAGAACUAUGGCGUCUGGUCUGAUUCGGAGGGCGGUAUCGGCUUCCAGAGUGGCACCGUCUGCUCGCUACGUGGUCGCGCGGCUUCACGCGUCCGAAGUGGAGGCGCAGAAGGUUGAGCCAAAGGCCAGUGGCGGAACGAAACUGAAGAAGUUUCAAAUCUAUCGUUGGAACCCCGACCGACCUUCGAAACCACAACUUCAGGAGUACGAGAUCAAUCUCAAGGAUUGUGGCCCCAUGGUUCUGGAUGCGCUCAUCAAAAUCAAGAACGAGAUCGAUCCUUCCAUCACUUUCCGCCGCUCUUGCCGCGAAGGUAUCUGCGGCUCCUGCGCGAUGAACAUCGACGGCUGUAAUGGUCUCGCGUGCUUGACGAAGAUCUCGUCGGGAGGCGAGUCGACCAUCACGCCGUUACCGCACAUGUAUGUGAUUAAAGAUUUGGUGGUGGAUAUGACCAACUUUUAUAACCAGUAUAAGAGUAUCGAGCCUUGGCUGAAGAGGAAGAAUCCACCGGAGGUUCCAGGGAAAGAGGUUUUACAGAGUAAGAAGGAUAGGGCAAAGUUGGACGGGAUGUACGAGUGUAUACUUUGCGCUUGCUGUAGCACGUCGUGUCCCAGUUACUGGUGGAACCCUGAGGCUUAUCUCGGCCCGGCUGCUUUGCUUCACGCUAAUAGGUGGAUAAGUGAUAGUCGCGAUGAAUACAGCAAGGAACGAUUGGAAGCAAUAAAUGAUGAGUUUAAGCUGUACCGCUGCCACACCAUUUUGAAUUGUGCCCGUGCAUGCCCCAAAGGUUUGAAUCCUGGGAAGCAGAUUAUGAAUAUCAAGCGGCUUCAGGUAUAGGUUGGCGUUUCUGCUAAAGUGUCAGUUAAGAAUUUGCAGAUUGAUGUAUCAUCUAUCCCAUUUUUACUUUGGUGGGGAUUAAAUUUGAAGGCUGUUGUUCUUUCCAAAUAAAUGUUUAUAGAACUUUUGAGGGCAUGUUAUCUUGGAAUGUGGGUACCUUAUGUGUUAGCUUUCAGUUGCAUUUCACAGCUUAAGUUGUUGAUUCAACUAUUUUAGCCAACUAACUAGAAGGUAUUGCUAGAUAGGUUGGUCGCAUUUUGCAGAUUGUUUUCAUGCUUGGAUGACCCAAUUGCCUUGCACCUUGUAAUUCACAAUUACCAUGUUUUAAUUUCUUCAGUUUGAAAUGAAACAGGAACCAAGAUGCCGUUUGAA